AUGCAUCGGAAGAAAGUGGAUAACCGAAUCCGGAUUCUCAUUGAGAAUGGGGUAGCUGAGCGGCAAAGGUCUCUUUUUGUUGUGGUUGGAGAUCGAGGGAAGGAUCAGGUAGUCAUACUGCAUCACAUGUUGUCCAAAGCAACUGUGAGAGCUCGGCCUUCGGUGCUGUGGUGCUAUAAGAAAGAGCUGGGCUUCAGCAGUCAUCGGAAGAAAAGAAUGCGACAGCUGCAGAAAAAAAUAAAGAACGGGACGCUGAACAUAAAGCAAGAUGACCCCUUUGAACUCUUCGUAGCUGCCACCAACAUUCGCUACUGCUACUACAACGAGACGCACAAGAUCCUGGGCAACACAUUUGGCAUGUGUGUUCUCCAGGAUUUUGAAGCUUUGACUCCAAACUUGCUGGCCAGGACUGUAGAAACAGUGGAAGGUGGUGGGUUGGUGAUUAUUCUCCUGCGGACCAUGAACUCACUCAAGCAGUUGUACACAAUGACCAUGGACGUGCAUUCAAGAUACAGGACAGAGGCCCAUCAGGAUGUGGUGGGAAGAUUUAACGAGAGGUUUAUUCUUUCUCUGGCCUCAUGUAAGAAGUGUCUUGUCAUCGAUGACCAGCUCAACAUCCUGCCCAUCUCCUCCCACGCCGCCAGCAUUGAGGCCCUGCCUCCCCAGACCCCGGAUGAGAGUCUCGGUCCCUCUGAUCUGGAGCUGAAGGAGCUGAAGGAGAGCUUGCAGGACACCCAGCCUGUGGGCGUGUUGGUGGACUGCUGCAAGACCCUCGACCAGGCUAAAGCUGUCUUGAAAUUCAUUGAGGGGAUCUCGGAAAAGACCCUGAGGAGUACUGUUGCGCUCACGGCUGCCCGAGGAAGGGGGAAGUCUGCAGCCCUGGGACUGGCUAUUGCUGGGGCGGUGGCUUUCGGGUACUCCAAUAUCUUUGUUACCUCCCCGAGCCCGGAUAACCUCCACACUCUGUUUGAAUUUGUGUUUAAAGGAUUUGAUGCUCUGCAGUAUCAGGAGCAUCUGGAUUAUGAGAUCAUUCAGUCUCUCAAUCCUGAAUUUAACAAAGCAGUGAUUAGAGUGAAUGUGUUCCGGGAACACAGGCAGACCAUUCAGUACAUACAUCCUGCAGAUGCUGUGAAACUGGGCCAGGCUGAGCUCGUUGUGAUUGACGAAGCUGCUGCCAUCCCCCUUCCCCUGGUGAAGAGUCUUCUGGGCCCCUACCUUGUUUUCAUGGCGUCCACCAUCAAUGGCUACGAGGGCACUGGCCGGUCCCUGUCCCUCAAGCUAAUUCAGCAGCUCCGUCAACAGAGUGCCCAGAGCCAGGUCAGCACCACUGCUGAGAACAAGACCACGGCGACGGCCAGGCUGGCAUCAGUGCGAACCCUGCAUGAGGUUUCCCUGCAGGAGUCAAUCCGAUACGCCCCUGGGGACGCCGUGGAGAAGUGGCUGAACGACCUGCUAUGCCUGGAUUGCCUCAACAUCACCCGGAUUGUCUCUGGCUGCCCCUUGCCUGAAGCCUGUGAGCUCUACUAUGUUAAUAGAGAUACCCUCUUUUGCUACCACAAGGCCUCCGAGGUUUUCCUCCAACGGCUUAUGGCUCUCUACGUGGCUUCUCAUUACAAGAACUCUCCCAACGACCUCCAGAUGCUUUCUGAUGCCCCUGCUCACCAUCUCUUCUGCCUCCUGCCUCCUGUGCCCCCCACCCAGAAUGCCCUUCCAGAAGUGCUUGCUGUCAUCCAGGUGUGCCUCGAGGGGGAGAUUUCUCGCCAGUCCAUCUUGAACAGCCUGUCUCGGGGCAAGAAGGCUUCAGGUGACCUGAUUCCAUGGACAGUGUCAGAACAGUUCCAAGACCCAGACUUCGGCAGUCUCUCAGGUGGAAGGGUGGUUCGCAUUGCUGUUCACCCGGAUUAUCAAGGGAUGGGCUACGGCAGCCGGGCCCUGCAGCUGCUGCAGGUGUACUAUGAGGGCGGCUUCCCUUGUCUUGAGGAGAAAGUCCUGGAGACGUCGCGGGAGAUUCACACCGUCAGCAGUGAGGCCGUCAGCUUGCUGGAAGAAGUCGUCACUCCCCGGAAGGACCUGCCUCCCUUACUUCUCAAGCUGAACGAGAGGCCUGCUGAGCGCCUGGACUACCUGGGGGUGUCCUACGGCCUGACCCCCAGGCUCCUCAAGUUCUGGAAACGAGCUGGUUUUGUUCCUGUUUAUCUGCGACAGACCCCGAAUGACCUGACCGGAGAGCACUCGUGCAUCAUGUUGAAGACGCUGGUGGACGAGGAGGAGGCCGACCAGGGCGCCUGGCUCUCCGCCUUUUGGAAAGAUUUCCGAAGGCGGUUCCUAGCCCUGCUGUCUUACCAGUUCAGCACCUUCUCUCCUGCCCUGGCUCUGAACAUCCUUCAGAACAGAAACAUCGGGAAACCCGUGCAGCCGGCCCUACGCCGGGAGGAGCUGGAAGCACUCUUCCUCCCCUACGACCUGAAGAGGCUGGAGAUGUAUUCACGGAACAUGGUCGACUAUCACCUCAUCAUGGACAUGAUCCCGGCCAUCUCCCGGCUGUAUUUCCUGAACCAGCUGGGGGACCUGGCCCUGUCUGCGGCCCAGUCGGCUCUUCUCUUGGGGAUCGGCCUGCAGCACAAGUCUGUGGACCAGCUGGAAAAGGAGAUCGAGCUGCCCUCAGGCCAACUGAUGGGACUUUUCAACCGGAUCAUCCGCAAGGUUGUGAAGCUGUUUAAUGAAGUGCAGGAGAAGGCCAUCGAGGAGCAGAUGGUGGCAGUGAAGGAUGUGCUUCUGGAGCCCACAAUGAAGACGUUGAGUGACGACCUGGACGAGGCGGCCAGGGAGUUCCAGGAGAAACACAGGAAAGAAGUGGGGAAGCUGAAGGACGUGGACCUCUCUCAAUAUGUAAUCCGUGGGGACGAUGAAGAAUGGAGUGAAGUUUUGAACAAAGCUGGGCAGAAUGCCUCGAUCGUCAGCCUGAAAAGUGACAAGAAAAGGAAGCUGGAGGCCAAACAAGAACCCAAACAGAACAAAAAGUUGAAGAAAAACAGAGAUAUGAAGAACAAAAAAGAUAUGAAACUGAAGCGGAAGAAAUAG
Messenger RNA from Rangifer tarandus platyrhynchus (Svalbard reindeer), 3081 nucleotides. The record is from the annotation of a GenBank genome assembly. NCBI's taxonomy places the organism in Eukaryota, Metazoa, Chordata, Mammalia, Artiodactyla, Cervidae.